GUCAAACAAAUAAAACGUAAAUAAAAACAUAGCCUCCGAUGGCGUCAUAUAUCGCGCGCCUGGUGUUUAAAUAGUUAAAUAGAAAUAAAUAAAAACAGUAAAAUAAAACUUCGAUUUGUAGCUAAUUUUACCAGGCCAGUGGACUUUCUGGAAUUCUGGAAAAGGGUAGCAUUUCCCAGGGGGAAAAGGUUUUCCUUUCGGGUCCGACUUGCCAACGGGCCAACAGUGCGACCGAGAACCGGGGAAGGGGUGGGCGAGAGUAUGGCAACAAACCGGGGCGGUAGCACGGUGUACCUCGAAAUGGACGGCCGGCGGGAGCAGCACGCACUGCCGGAACAGGACGGCGAAAAUGACGCCGAUAGUGGUGAAGCCAACGACCAACCAGCUGACGUUUCUGCUGGAGGACAUGGAGGUGGACCACGAUCUGAAGCUGAUCUCGCGCAGCAAGCCGAUCUCGGCGAGCCGGGCGGCAGCUGCGGCCGCCGCCGCAGCCUCCUCCACCGCCGCCGCCGCUCAACAUUCCGUCAACGAUGGGGCGAGCGGUAGCACCGGCGGCACGGGUGGAGGAACGCAAACGGGUGGUGGCGGAGGAGGAGGAGUAGGAGUAGGAGGAGGAGGAGUAGGAGUAGGAGGAGGAGGAGGGGGCGGCGGCGGAGGAGCGAAUGCUGCCGACCAGAACGGUGGAUCUCAGCCGGCGGAGGGCUACGGUGGCAGUGGGGCAGCACCCACGGGAACGGGCGGACAAUCGAACGCGCAACCGUCGACGGAAACGCGCAUCGAGGAUGGGAAGCUGUGGUACGAGCGGCGCUGGUUCCACCGCGGCCAGCCGGUGCACGUCGAGGGCCGGGACAUACCGCGCUUUCCGGCCAACAUCUCCGCGAUCGGGACCGAGGCGAUCUGCGUGAAGAAAACGUCCGACGGGCAGAAGGUGCGCAUCUUUCUGUCGCAUCUGCGCCGCGGCAAGGUGUCGAUCAAGCGGCGGGCCAACUAAACUAUGCGGACAAUGGGGGGGAGGGAGGGAAAGAAGGGCUUUUUCGGUAGAGAGGCAUGUUGGGCGUUUUUGCCGCCCGACGAGAACGAGAAGCGUUGUUUUGUGGUUUCCGAGCGCCACUGGACAAAUUUGUUUGGUUAGAGAUUUAUAAUAAUUGCGUGCGUUUUUUUUGUAUAAGGAGAUUUGUGCGCUAUUUGUGAGAUAGGAAAAGGGCAGGGGCUGGGUGAAAUAGCCAAAAACCGUACGACACUUACCCACGGGCCAAAGUCGAUCUCGGAUUACAGUUGAGCAAUACACACACGCGCGCACACUAACAAAACCGGGGACUGCUAGGAGCUAACACGAUAAAACUAAGAAUUCGAGCUCGCGCUCGCUCACUCUUACCCCACGAAAUACACACACGCACGCAAACACA
Messenger RNA from Anopheles gambiae (African malaria mosquito), 1406 nucleotides. Its product is annotated as circumsporozoite protein-like. Bases 350 to 991 code for a protein of 213 amino acids. NCBI's taxonomy places the organism in Eukaryota, Metazoa, Arthropoda, Insecta, Diptera, Culicidae. The transcript is spliced from 3 exons. The record is from RefSeq and is a predicted model, not a curated record.